Rhizopus microsporus ATCC 52813 is the source of this 751-nucleotide messenger RNA. Its product is annotated as PHP domain-like protein. The record is from RefSeq and is a predicted model, not a curated record. The transcript has 5 exons. NCBI's taxonomy places the organism in Eukaryota, Fungi, Mucoromycota, Mucoromycetes, Mucorales, Rhizopodaceae. Gene Ontology annotation, biological process: tRNA processing. The coding region runs from base 20 to 703 and encodes 227 amino acids. Gene Ontology annotation, molecular function: RNA binding. Gene Ontology annotation, cellular component: nucleolar ribonuclease P complex.
CCCCUUUCUCCCUUUUAUAAUGUAUCACGACCUCAAUAUACCUUAUUCGUCUCACCUUGACCGAUCAGGAUUAGAUAAGCUUAGACUCAUACUUUCUAAAUGCACUCAACAAAAUGAGUAUACUGUAGCAUUGAAUGUCACAAUGAACCAUAAUCAACAAGUUCCAACUAUCACACCUCCAGAUAUAUCCACACUUGGCUGUAAAUACUCGUUAAACAUCUUGAAACGCGUGACAAUCGAUACUGAUGCACCACUUGAUGCUAUCGAUAUUAGAGGAACGUAUGACCUGAUUGCUCUGCGAACGAGAAACGCUCAGGUCUUUGAAGAAGCCUGCUUACGAUAUGAUAUUGAUCUGAUCACAUUUCAUUUUGAUGAACGCAUCUCUUUUGAAUUAGAUCCAACUGUGAUUCAAAAAGCAUUGGAUCGCAACAUCUAUUUUGAACUCUGUUAUGCAGAUGCGAUCAAAGACAAACAGGCUAGAACAUACACCUUACAGAUUGCAAGACAAUUAAUUGAAUAUACCAAAGGCAAACAAGUGAUUAUUUCCAGUGGAGCUGAUACUGUAUCUGAGAUCCGUCACCCAUUUGACAUAUUUUACUUUGCCAAAUCAUUAGGAUUAGCCAAUGAUCAAGCAAAGUUUGUAAUAGAAAAGCACUGCGAACAACUGUUAUUGAAGACGAAAAAGAAGGCAAUAAAAUCAUGACGUAUACGCUCGUAAGGGUUUUCUCUUUUUUUCUUUCUCUCUUUCUUU